This is a messenger RNA of Ornithorhynchus anatinus (platypus), 2401 nucleotides long. It is a transcript of the gene AMER1, whose product is annotated as APC membrane recruitment protein 1. Gene Ontology annotation, molecular function: phosphatidylinositol-4,5-bisphosphate binding; beta-catenin binding. The record is from RefSeq and is a predicted model, not a curated record. Gene Ontology annotation, biological process: regulation of canonical Wnt signaling pathway. Lineage: Eukaryota; Metazoa; Chordata; Mammalia; Monotremata; Ornithorhynchidae. Gene Ontology annotation, cellular component: plasma membrane.
GGGGCCGGCGGAGCGGGCCGCGGCCGCCGCUCGGACAAUGCGCGGGCGAUGAGGCGGACCCGUCCCCGAAGCGUCCCGGCGGACCCCUCCGGCUGAGCCUGCCGGCCCCCGGGACCCCCGCUUCCGGCCGAGCGCACCCGGCCGGCCCGGUCGCCAUGGAAACCGUCGGCGGCGCCCGCCCGGAGGGAACGGAGCCUUCCGAGGCGGCCGGAGCGGAGCCCCGCGGCCGGGGCCCGGAGGCGGCCGGGGAGGGGGCCGGGGCGGAGCCGGCCCCGGCCCCCGGGCCCGGCAAGCUGCGGAAGACGGCGCUGAAACUGUUCGGGGGCAAGCGGGGCAUCUGCACGCUGCCCAGCCUCUUCGGGGGCGGCCGGAGCCGGGGCCCCGGGAAGGGCGCCGCCGGGAAGGGGCAGAGCCGGACCCGGGACGGGCCGGGCCGGGCGGCCGGGGGCCCGGACCGCCCCCGGGAGGCCGGGCCGCCGCCCGGCCCGCAGAGCGCCCGGGGGACCCGGGGCCCGCCGCCCGGCCCCGAGGCCUCCGGGAGCGAACGGCCGCCGGCGCCGCAGCGGCCCCGCCGGGGUCUGAAGGGGCUGCUCAGCAGCAUCCGCCUCCACAAGAAGAGCCGGGCGGCGGCCCCGGGGACCGCCCGGGAGGCGCGGGCGGAUCCCCCCGGCUCGGCUACCCCUCCGGCCUCCGACGGGUCCGGGACCGGCGGCCCGGACGCCUCGGGCGGCCGCGGGGGCCGGCCGGCCCCGCCGGCCCCCGCCGGCCCGGGCCGCCGAGGCCGACCCGGAAGAGCCCCCGGCGGACGAGCGGGAGGAGGGGGCGAGGCCGGGGAGCCGGACUCCGGCCGCUCGGGCGACCGGCUGAGCCUCCUGUUCGGGGAGGUGACGUCGCUGAAGAGUUUCGACUCGCUGACCGGCUGCGGGGACGUCACGGCGGAGCAGGACGAGGACAGCCUGGCCGAGAGCACGGUGUCCGGCGAGAGGGGGCCGGGGAGGGAGGCGGCCAAGCGCGGCUCCUGUCUGGUCACCUACCAGGGCGGCGGGGAGGAGAUGGCCAGCCCGGACGGGAUGGAGGAGGCGGACCGGCCCGACGGGGGAGGCGGGCGGCGCGGGUGGGAGAGCCCCGCCGCGGCGGGCGCGCCGCCCCGGGGCCCCGCGUCGCCUAGCGCUCCCGAGCCCGGGGACCUUCUGUCUCCCCAGAGCGACCGGCCGGAGUCGGCCCCCAACAGCGACGAAGGCUACUACGACUCCAUGACCCCGGGGCCGGAGGAGGAGCCGGGCCCGGGGCCGGCCCGCAGAGACCGCCUGCCUCGGGACAGCUACAGCGGCGACGCCCUGUACGAGUUCUUCGACCCCGAGGACGAGGACCCGGGCACCUCCCCCGUGGGGGACGGGGGGCCGUUCGAAGCCUUCGGGGACUUCGGCCCCUGGCCCUCGGGGAAGGGGACCGCCCGGCCCCCGGCGGAGACGGAGGAGGGGCGCCUGGCGGCCCUGCGCGGGCGGCUGCUGUACUGGGAGCCGCGGCGGGACGGGCCGAGGGGCCGGGGGGAGCGGGAGCCGGGGCCGGAGGGGGGCCCGGGGGAGGCCGAGGCCGAGCUGGCCGUGAGCUUCUCUCAGGCCUUGGUGGCGUUCGGCGACGGCGGCGGCGGCGGCGGGGCGCUCUUCUCCAGCCUGUCGGGCGGCUCGGCCUCGGACUCCUCCUUCGCCCAGAACCUCCCGGCCCUGCCUGCCAUGGUGACCUUCGACAUCGUGGACGUGGAGCGGGAGGGCGAGGGCGAGUGCGAGGACGCCCACGAGCACCUGGCCGCCUCCCCGGAGGCCUUCGACGCCUGCUUCUCCCCCUCCGAGGAGGGCGGGCUCGGGGACGUCGGCCGCGUCGGCCGGGCCCCGGCCCCCGGCCCCUCUGGCGGCUUCCCCUGGGGCGUGGGCAGCCUCCCCCGCCGCCUGGGCCUGCCCGGCCCGGGCCCCCCGGCCCCGCCGGCUCCCGCGGCCCUCGGCCGGCGCAGCCGCUCCCUGGACACGGAGAGCCCGGACCUCGAGCCGGCCGGUCGCCGGCCCCGUUCCCUUCCCCGCCCGAGGCCCGCCGCUCCCCCGCGGGCGGGCGUGGAGGCGGCUCCCCCUCGGGGACCGCGGGCCCCCGGCUACGCGGUCCGGCCUAGCGACCUGCCCCUGGCGGCGCCGGCGGCGAGACCGGGCCGGGAGGCCCGGCGGACCCGGGCGGAGAGCGGGACCGGAGCCCCGGGGCAGCAGAGGGGACCCGGGGGCUGCCUCCCGAAAGGUCUCGGGGCCGGCCGGGGCCACCGAGCCAUGGAGGCGUGACCCCCGACCCGGCAGUGGGCGCGGUGGCCCGGAGCCCACCUUCUCCCGUGCUGCCAGCCAGCACCGGGAACGGGCCUGGG